Messenger RNA from Daldinia caldariorum, 1348 nucleotides. RefSeq lists its product as uncharacterized. The record is from RefSeq and is a predicted model, not a curated record. Bases 126 to 1202 code for a protein of 358 amino acids. Lineage: Eukaryota; Fungi; Ascomycota; Sordariomycetes; Xylariales; Hypoxylaceae. The transcript has 3 exons.
GGAAUUUCAAAGAAAAAACGGAUGUACAUUACAACACAAGCUUCAACCCACACCUCUCGACCAGUACCUCAACCUACUCGGCAUCGCAGCAAAAGCCCCCCCUCCUCUUCCCUCUGAACCCCGCGAUGGCUUCCAAAACAACCUACAUCCCGCGGUAUCUCCUACCACAAUACGGCGCUCUAUGGCGCAGCGCCGCCUUCGCGAGAAGAACCCCCGAGCUCGGACAGGUGCUGCUAGUGCGCUACGCGGCGGCGAGGUCAUCUUCCACGAAGACCAGUCCCAAGUCCCCCGCCGCCAAAGCCGCCAAGCACUCCGCGCCCACGAAGCCUCUGCCCAAAGCCGCCGCUUCGAAAGCAGCCGCCGCUCCCGUGAGCAAGGAGGUCCCUCCCCAGAACCCCAUCCUGACGAGCGCCACCCCGCAUGCUACGCCCACGCCGGCCUCUCCGCCCAAAACUGCUGCUGCUACUACUACUACUACUUCUACUUCGAAAACCCAAGCGUCCUCCUUCUCCUCCGCCGCUGCGGCCAAGUCGAGCACACCACCCCUUAAGCCCGCCGCCAGCGGCCCUUCGAAACCCAUCGUGCUCGAGAAGCCCGAGCGAUUCAACCCUCCGUCCCACGGCGCGCGACUACCCAGGUCGACACCUCGGCACUAUGGAGGACCCAUGUCAGAUGACGAGAUGAAAGCCCAAGCCGUGAAGACGUAUCCGGGCUUACCUCCUCCCGAGAACACCUGGUCGCACUGGUUCAUCCACAGUCGAGGGAUUCACUUAUUUAUUACGCUGGGCACCCUCACGUCCCUAGCGAUCUACACUUUCAUCACCAACUUCAACGCCAAGUCCCCCUUCGCGGACCUCAUCCCCCCCAUCUCCGAGUUCCCCCGCCACCCCUUCCAGUACCUCGGCGUCCUCCUCGACGUCAUGCGCAUGCACGAGGAGCACGAGUCCGCCAUCACCGCCGAGAAGCGCCGCCGCAAGGUCGACGACGUCGCCAAGCGGAACGAGUACCGCAAGGCCCACGGCCUAGAGCCCACCCAGGGAUUCUGGUCCAGCAGCAACAAGACCCUCGAAUCGCAGACUACCGAAUCGAUCCCCAUUGUCGAACCCGCCGCCGUCGCUGCUUCCGCGCCCGAGAUCAUCCCGGCUACGGCCGAGGCCGUCGCACCGGAGGAAAAGCCUAAGAAGUUCCUCGGGAUAUUUUAAGCAGGAGAGUGAAAUAAAUAAAUGGAUGGAUGGAUGGAAAGUACGAAAGUAGCGCGAAGUGAGAUACCUAGUAUCCGUUACUUAAUACUAGGCGUAUGGGGCCAGACUUGCUCUCCACUUCACAUCCUCACCUCAACCCCUCCCCU